Saccoglossus kowalevskii is the source of this 851-nucleotide messenger RNA. RefSeq names its product coiled-coil domain-containing protein 152-like. Lineage: Eukaryota; Metazoa; Hemichordata; Enteropneusta; Harrimaniidae. The record is from RefSeq and is a predicted model, not a curated record.
AUGGCGGGCGACAACGCCGACGCACCAGGUGGCGCUACAACUGAAUUAACAUGUGAGGUUACUAAUCUAGAAGUGCAGCUUAAAACAGCUAACAGCCAAAUAUUGGGUUGCCAAGCUAAUGAAAAAUCUAUUCUUCAAGAUAAAAACAAACUUAGAUCAUUGGUGGAUAAACUUCAGGAAACUCUUGCUGUAAGGUGUGAUGUAGAAGAUCAAAAUGGUAUCUUAAAAGAAAGGGUAGCAAAAUUAGAAGAAGAAUUAACUGUAGUAAGACAGGAACAUGAAAUCAAUCUUUGUGACCAAGUAGAAAAAUUGGAGAAACUUAAAGAGAAUCACCAUGAAGAACUGAAAAAAAAUCAGAUGGAUACAAAACAUAAAGUUGAGCAAGUAAAGAUGUCUGUUCAAAAGGAACUUCAGUGUAAACAAGAAGAAUUGCAGCAAUUUCAAAAGCAGUUAGAAGCCCUACGAAAAGAAAAGCAUACUGAGAUAGUAAAACUUCGUCUUGAGUAUGAUGCCAAGCUUUUGUCACUUCAGAAACAAAAUCAAAAAGCAACACAAAUGAUGAGAGGGCAGUCUAAUGCAGCUAACAGUGAAAUAUUCAGAAAGAAAUGGCAACACAUGAAGACACAAUCUGAUAGAGAAAUAGCAUCCCUGAAAAGGACAGUUGGGGACCUGCAGAAGAAAUUGGAUACUCAAGCCACUGCUAGCAAAAGACGAAAAUUCUAGUAUUAUGCAGUAUGUUCCUUAUAUAUUAAUUAUUGUUUUAUUAGUGUAGAGUAGUAGAGAGUUUGCAAUGGUUUGUAGUUUAUAUCAUUAAUAAUAACCACAGAUAGUACUCUUAAAAUCUCUAUUAG